GGGGCCAGAGCAGAAGCGGUCCUCGCUGAACCCAGCUUUUGCCUGGGCUCCCACUUCUUCUUUGCAUCUGGGCCUUGGCCCAGGAGCCACGACGGGCGACACGGAGCCGCCAGUGCUAGAGGGGGAGCCAUGGGUGCGGGGCAGCGUGGGGGCAGAGGCCCCGGGACGCCCGCCUGGCCCCAGGCCCCGCUCCGCCCGGGCACCCCCACGGGUGCCCCCCCCUUCCUGGUCUGAGCAGUGCGAGUGUGCUCGGGAGCCUGGCGGCAGCAGCGGCAUAGAAACUGGCGUGGGCUGGGGGGUCCGAGCCGCGGGGGGCAGUGCCAUGCACAAGCACCAGCACUGCUGUAAGUGCCCCGAGUGCUAUGAGGUGACCCGCCUGGCCGCCCUGCGGCGCCUCGAGCCUCCUGGCUAUGGGGACUGGCAGGUGCCGGACCCCUACGGGCCAAGUGGGGGCAACGGGGCCAGCUCCAGUUAUGGGGGCUAUAGCUCGCAGACCCUGCCUUCUCAAGCAGGGGCGACCCCCACCCCUCGCACCAAGGCCAAGCUCAUCCCCACAGGCCGGGAUGUGGGGCCAGUGCCCCCUAAGCCGGUCCCAGGCAAGAGCACCCCCAAACUCAACGGCAGUGGUCCCAGCUGGUGGCCUGAGUGCACCUGUACCAACCGGGACUGGUAUGAGCAGGCCAGCCCUGCACCCCUCCUAGUGAACCCUGAGGCCCUGGAGCCCAGCCUAUCGGUGAACGGCAGCGAUGGCAUGUUCAAGUAUGAGGAGAUAGUACUUGAGCGGGGCAACUCUGGCCUGGGCUUCAGUAUUGCAGGUGGCAUUGACAACCCUCACGUCCCUGAUGACCCUGGCAUCUUUAUUACCAAGAUCAUCCCUGGUGGAGCUGCUGCCAUGGAUGGGAGGCUGGGGGUGAAUGACUGUGUGCUGCGGGUGAAUGAGGUGGACGUGUCGGAGGUGGUACACAGUCGGGCCGUGGAGGCACUGAAGGAGGCAGGCCCUGUUGUGCGGUUGGUGGUGAGGAGACGACAACCCCCACCGGAGACUAUCAUGGAGGUCAACUUGCUCAAAGGGCCAAAAGGCCUGGGUUUCAGCAUCGCUGGGGGCAUUGGCAACCAGCACAUUCCAGGAGACAACAGCAUCUAUAUCACCAAGAUCAUUGAGGGAGGAGCUGCUCAGAAGGAUGGACGCCUACAGAUUGGGGACCGACUGCUUGCGGUGAACAACACCAAUCUGCAGGAUGUGAGACAUGAAGAAGCUGUGGCUUCACUGAAGAACACAUCAGAUAUGGUCUAUCUGAAGGUGGCCAAGCCAGGCAGCCUCCACCUUAACGACAUGUAUGCUCCCCCCGACUACGCCAGCACUUUCACUGCCUUGGCUGACAACCACAUAAGCCAUAAUUCCAGUCUGGGUUAUCUCGGGGCAGUGGAGAGCAAGGUCAGCUACCCUGCUCCUCCUCAGGUGCCCCCCGCCCGCUACUCUCCCAUUCCCAGGCACAUGCUGGCAGAGGAAGACUUUACCAGAGAGCCCCGCAAGAUCAUCCUACACAAAGGCUCCACAGGCUUGGGCUUCAACAUCGUAGGAGGAGAGGAUGGAGAAGGCAUUUUUGUCUCCUUCAUCCUGGCAGGAGGCCCAGCCGACCUGAGUGGGGAGUUGCGAAGAGGAGACCGGAUCUUAUCGGUAAAUGGAGUGAACCUGAGGAAUGCUACUCAUGAGCAGGCUGCAGCUGCUCUGAAACGGGCUGGCCAAUCAGUCACUAUUGUGGCCCAGUACAGACCUGAAGAAUAUAGUCGCUUUGAAUCCAAGAUACAUGACUUGAGAGAACAGAUGAUGAACAGCAGCAUGAGUUCUGGGUCUGGGUCCCUCCGAACCAGUGAGAAGAGGUCCUUGUAUGUCAGGGCCCUGUUUGAUUAUGACCGGACUCGGGACAGCUGCCUGCCAAGCCAGGGACUUAGCUUCUCUUAUGGUGACAUUUUGCAUGUCAUCAAUGCCUCUGAUGAUGAAUGGUGGCAGGCAAGGUUGGUGACCCCACAUGGAGAGAGCGAACAGAUUGGCGUGAUCCCUAGUAAAAAGAGAGUGGAAAAGAAAGAACGGGCCCGACUGAAAACUGUGAAGUUCCAUGCCAGAACAGGCAUGAUUGAGUCUAACAGGUCGAUCAAAACGAAACGUAAAAAGAGUUUCCGCCUCUCUCGAAAGUUUCCAUUUUACAAGAGCAAAGAAAACAUGACCCAGGAGAGCAGCAUACAGGAACAGGGAGUGACAUCCAACACCAGUGACAGCGAAAGCAGUUCCAAAGGACAAGAGGAUGCUAUUUUGUCAUAUGAGCCAGUGACGCGGCAAGAAAUUCACUAUGCGAGGCCUGUGAUCAUCUUGGGCCCAAUGAAGGACCGAGUCAACGAUGAUCUGAUCUCUGAGUUCCCACAUAAAUUUGGAUCCUGUGUGCCACAUACUACCCGGCCUCGGCGUGAUAAUGAGGUGGAUGGACAGGAUUACCACUUUGUGGUUUCCCGGGAACAGAUGGAGAAGGAUAUUCAGGACAACAAGUUCAUAGAGGCAGGCCAGUUCAACGAUAAUCUCUAUGGGACCAGCAUCCAGUCAGUGCGGGCAGUUGCAGAGAGGGGCAAGCACUGCAUCUUAGAUGUUUCCGGCAAUGCUAUCAAGAGACUGCAGCAAGCACAACUUUACCCCAUUGCCAUUUUCAUUAAGCCCAAGUCCAUUGAAGCACUAAUGGAAAUGAACCGACGGCAGACAUAUGAACAAGCAAAUAAGAUCUAUGACAAAGCCAUGAAGCUGGAGCAAGAGUUUGGAGAGUACUUUACAGCCAUUGUACAGGGUGACUCACUGGAAGAGAUUUAUAACAAAAUCAAACAAAUCAUUGAGGACCAGUCUGGGCACUACAUUUGGGUCCCAUCCCCUGAAAAACUCUGAAGAAUCCCCUCCAACCAUUCUCUUGUGAACAGAAGAAAUCAAGUCCCUCUUCCUUCCUCCCUCUUCAUUCCUGUCCCCAUGGGGAGAACAAAUGAGUACUGUUCUUGUCCCCCUUUUUAGAUAUGUCAAAAAUUGAGUUUUCUAGUCCUGUUCUUUUUUUAAAAUUUUUGUUUUGUUUUGGGUUUUUUUUUUUUUUUUGAUGAUGCCAUCUCACUCAUCAUGUGACUGUGCCCAUUCCUGCAUGGACCUUUCCCAAGCGCUAGCACAGGUGCAAAUCCAUCAGAGUUGUUGUUUUCAUAAACACCCAGCAGAAGCGAAGAGAAGAGAGGAGGACUGAUGGAAAGACUCUGGACAGCUGCACGGCUUGUGAAGUGAGCGAAACAGCCCACGUGAUAAGGUGCUCCUGGGCAUUUCUACCCUGUGCUGCUGAUUUGCAGCUCUGAACAGUGCAACAUAAUGGCGACAGAAAGUAUCUUAUUUAUAUAUAGAUCUAUAUAUGUAAUU
Nannospalax galili (Upper Galilee mountains blind mole rat) is the source of this 3430-nucleotide messenger RNA. RefSeq names its product discs large MAGUK scaffold protein 3 (gene Dlg3). Gene Ontology annotation, cellular component: postsynaptic density membrane; neuron projection; neuromuscular junction. The record is from RefSeq and is a predicted model, not a curated record. The transcript is spliced from 21 exons. The coding region runs from base 323 to 2926 and encodes 867 amino acids. Gene Ontology annotation, molecular function: kinase binding. Gene Ontology annotation, biological process: chemical synaptic transmission. NCBI's taxonomy places the organism in Eukaryota, Metazoa, Chordata, Mammalia, Rodentia, Spalacidae.